Messenger RNA from Pyrus x bretschneideri (Chinese white pear), 5432 nucleotides. RefSeq lists its product as uncharacterized. The record is from RefSeq and is a predicted model, not a curated record. The coding region runs from base 1 to 5091 and encodes 1696 amino acids. NCBI's taxonomy places the organism in Eukaryota, Viridiplantae, Streptophyta, Magnoliopsida, Rosales, Rosaceae. Gene Ontology annotation, molecular function: protein binding. The transcript is spliced from 10 exons.
AUGAAGCAGCAGCAGAGCUCAUCAUCGUGCGAGGCGGUAUCGUCGUCGUCGUCGUCGUCCUCCUCCGCCGCAUCCACUUCGGCGGACCAUUCGCAGCCCGCCACCUCAUCGCCGAAUUCGGGAGCCUCCGAAAAGCUUCCGUCGAUACCGGCGGCGGCGCCGGAGGACCUUUCCGUGGGGUCCAGGGACGGCGGGGGGGCACAGGAGAGCGUGACCGUCGAUCGGCGGGGCGAGUACUCGACGGUCUGCCGAUGGACGGUCCAGAAUUUUCCGAGAAUCAAGGCUAGGGCACUGUGGAGCAAGUACUUCGAGGUAGGGGGAUACGAUUGCCGGUUGCUAAUAUACCCUAAGGGUGACUCACAGGCGCUGCCGGGGUACAUCUCGAUAUACCUCCAAAUCAUGGACCCGCGGGGCACCUCGUCGUCCAAAUGGGACUGCUUCGCGAGUUAUCGGCUCGCCAUCGUCAACCUCGCCGACGAUUCUAAGACCAUUCAUCGCGAUUCUUGGCAUCGGUUCUCGAGCAAGAAGAAAUCUCACGGUUGGUGCGAUUUUACGCCUUCUUCUACUGUCUUUGAUUCGAAAUUAGGUUAUUUGUUCAAUACGGACUCCGUUUUGAUUACCGCCGACAUCUUGAUAUUGAAUGAGUCCGUUAAUUUUACGCGAGAUAGUAAUAACAAUAACAAUGAGCUCCAAUCGUCCAUCGGCUCGAUGAUGUCAGGUUCUGCGGUGGCCGGACCGGUUUCUGAUGUGUUGAGUGGCAAGUUCACUUGGAAAGUUCAAAACUUUAGUUUGUUUAAGGAGAUGAUUAAGACUCAGAAGAUAAUGAGCCCGGUGUUUCCUGCUGGAGAGUGUAAUUUGAGGAUUAGUGUGUACCAGAGCUCGGUGAACGGCGUGGAGUUUUUGUCAAUGUGUUUGGAGAGCAAGGACACGGACAAGACGGUUGUGUUGUCUGAUAGGAGUUGUUGGUGUUUGUUUCGAAUGUCGGUGUUGAACCAGAAGCCUGGGACUAAUCACAUGCAUAGGGACUCGUAUGGGAGGUUUGCUGCUGAUAAUAAGAGUGGGGAUAACACUAGUUUGGGGUGGAAUGAUUAUAUGAAGAUGUCAGAUUUUGUUGGGACUGAGUCGGGGUUUUUAUUGGAUGAUACUGCGGUGUUUAGUACAUCGUUUCAUGUGAUAAAGGAAUUUAGUAGCUUUUCGAAGAAUGGAGGAUUAAUUAUGGGGAGGAGUGGUAGUGGGGCAAGGAAGUUGGAUGGUCACAUGGGGAAAUUCAAUUGGAGGAUUGACAACUUCACUAGGUUGAAGGAUCUUUUAAAGAAGAGGAAGAUAACGGGUCUUUGCAUUAAGAGCAGGAGGUUUCAGAUUGGAAAUCGGGACUGUCGGCUCAUUGUUUAUCCCCGAGGGCAGUCUCAACCACCAUGCCACCUUUCAGUGUUUCUGGAAGUUACUGAUUCACGGAACACUUCUAGUGACUGGAGUUGUUUUGUGAGCCAUCGUUUGUCUGUUGUUAACCAGAGGAUGGAGGAGAAGUCUGUCACGAAGGAGUCUCAGAAUCGCUACUCCAAAGCUGCAAAGGACUGGGGCUGGCGUGAAUUUGUGACGCUUACUAGUCUCUUUGAUCAAGAUUCAGGGUUUCUUAUUCUGGACACUGUUGUAUUCUCAGCGGAGGUCCUUAUAUUGAAAGAGACAUCAAUAAUGCAAGAGUUUACUGAUCAGGAUACUGAGUCAAGCAGUGCUGGUUCGCAGAUUGAUAAGAACGGAAAAAGAAGUUCCUUCACCUGGAAGGUGGAGAAUUUCCUGUCUUUUAAGGAAAUAAUGGAGACCCGAAAAAUCUUUAGCAAAUUCUUCCAAGCUGGUGGAUGUGAACUUCGAAUUGGUGUAUAUGAGUCCUUUGACACCAUAUGUAUUUAUUUGGAGAGUGACCAGUCAGUUGGUAGUGAUCUGGAUAAAAACUUUUGGGUUAGAUACAGGAUGGCUGUUGUGAAUCAAAAGAACCCUGCUAAAACUGUGUGGAAGGAGUCAUCUAUAUGUACAAAGACUUGGAACAAUUCUGUUUUACAAUUCAUGAAGGUGUCGGAUAUGUUGGAAGCAGAUGCAGGGUUUCUUGUUCGUGAUACUGUUGUUUUUGUUUGCGAAAUAUUGGACUGCUGUCCUUGGUUUGAGUUUUCAGAUCUCGAGGUUUUUGCUUCGGAGGAUGAUCAGGAUGCAUUGACAACAGAUCCUGAUGAGCUUGUUGAUUCUGAAGACAGUGAAGGAAUUGGUGGUGAUGAAGAAGAUAUCUUUAGAAACCUACUUUCUAGAGCUGGAUUUCACCUCACAUACGGAGAUAAUCCUUCACAGCCACAGGUCACUUUACGAGAAAAACUUCUGAUGGAUGCUGGUGCUAUUGCUGGUUUUCUGACUGGGCUCCGUGUUUAUCUUGAUGACCCUGCUAAAGUAAAACGCCUGCUUCUUCCGACCAAGCUUUCUGGUAGCAGUGAUGGGAUGAAGGUCAAAAAGAAUGAUGAAUCUUCCCCUAGUUUGAUGAAUUUGCUUAUGGGAGUCAAAGUUCUGCAGCAGGCUAUCAUUGAUUUACUUUUGGACAUUAUGGUUGAGUGUUGCCAACCUACAGAAGGGACUUCUAAUGGUGACUUGUCUGAUACAAACUCAAAGUCUCCAGAUGGAAGCGGAGCUGCUAGUCUGUUGCAACCCGAUAGAGAAAAUGGAGCUACAGAAUCUGUAUGUGAAAGAUUGGAUACUGGCGCUGAUGAAACUAGCAGCAGCUCUUCGGCUGUUCAAAGCUCUGACGUGACUGGGAUUGGUGUACCUAGAAAAACUGUUCCUGGAAAACCAAUUUGUCCUCCAGAAACAUCUGCCGGGGUGUUGGAAAAUGUGACCCUUCGCUCAAAGACCAAGUGGCCAGAGCAAUCAGAGGAGCUCUUAGGAUUGAUUGUAAACUCGUUGCGAGCUCUAGAUGGAGCUGUUCCACAAGGCUGUCCUGAACCAAGACGUCGGCCUCAGUCGGCACAAAAGAUCGCUCUUGUACUGGAUAAAGCGCCAAAGCAUUUGCAGUCUGAUCUUGUUGCUUUGGUGCCCAAGUUGGUUGAGCACUCAGAGCAUCCACUUGCUGCUUUUGCACUUAUAGAACGACUUCAAAAGCCAGAUGCAGAACCUGCUUUGCGGACACCUGUUUUUGAUGCUCUGAGUCAACUGGACUGUGGCAGUGAAGUGUGGGAACGAGUUUUAUCUCAAUCUUUUGAGUUUUUGCUGGAUUCAAAUGAUGAGCCUCUUGUUGCAACCAUAGAUUUUAUAUUUAAAGCUGCAUCCCAGUGCCAACACCUCCCCGAAGCCGUCAGAUCUGUCCGUGUUAGGCUAAAGAAUUUGGGUGUCAACAUUUCUCCUUGUGUUCUUGAAUUUUUGAGUAGAACUGUAAAUAGCUGGGGAGAUGUUGCUGAAACCAUACUUAGAGAUAUUGAUUGUGAUGAUGAAUUUAGUGACACUUGCUCGACAUUGAAUUCUGGUCUUUUCUUGUUUGGUGAACAUGGACCGAUUUCUGAACGGUUUCAUCCGGUGGAUGAGCAGGCUUUCCGCUCGAGUUGUCUCUUUUCUGACAUUUACAUCUUGAUUGAGAUGUUAUCCAUACCUUGUUUGGCAGUUGAAGCCUCUCAAACAUUUGAGAGAGCUGUAGCUCGUGGUGCCAUUGUGGCUCAUUCUGUGGCCAUGGUUUUGGAAAGGCGCCUUGCUCAAAGAUUGAAUCUUGAUGGUAGAUUUGUUGGGGAUAAUUUUCAGCAGACCGAUGUUGCAGCAGAGGGAGAUGCCAAUGAACAGCUGAGAGUCCAACGAGACGAUUUUACUUCAGUUCUUGGUCUUGCUGAGGCAUUGGCCCUCUCUAGAGAUCAUUGUGUUAAGGGAUUUGUGAAGAUGCUGUAUACAUUAUUAUUGAAAUGGUAUGCUGACGAGACUUAUCGAGGGAGAAUGCUAAAGAGACUUGUAGAUCGAGCCACUAGCACUACAGAUAGUAACCGUGAAGUUGAUCUAGAUUUGGAUAUCUUGGUGAUGCUGGCUUCUGAAGAACAAGAAAUUAUCAGACCAGUUUUGAGUAUGAUGCGGGAGGUUGCUGAACUUGCAAAUGUUGAUCGUGCUGCUCUGUGGCACCAGUUAUGUGCUAGUGAAGAUGAAAUAAUUCGCAUGCGUGAAGAAAAGAAAGCCGAAAAUGCUACUAUGGUUAAAGAAAAAGCUGUUAUAUCGCAAAAACUGAGUGAAUCUGAGGCCACUAACACUCGUCUUAAGUCUGAAAUGAAGGCUGAGAUUGAUCGCUUUGCUCGAGAAAAGAAGGAACUAUCCGAACAAAUACAAGAAGUUGAGAGUCAGCUUGAGUGGCACCGCUCUGAGCGAGAUGAUGAAAUCAGAAAGCUCACUACAGAGAGGAAAGUGCUUCAGGAUCGCCUUCAUGAUGCAGAGACACAACUCUCUCAAUUGAAGUCUCGAAAACGUGAUGAAUUGAAGAAAUUGGUGAAGGAGAAAAAUGCUCUUGCUGAAAGGUUGAAGAGCGCUGAAGGUGCACGUAAAAGAUUUGAUGAAGAACUUAAACGGUAUGCCACAGAGAAUGUAACCCGAGAGGAAAUUCGACAGUCUCUCGAAGAUGAAGUACGGCGAUUGACACAAACAGUGGGGCAAACAGAAGGAGAGAAACGGGAGAAAGAAGAGCAGGUUGCUCUGUGUGAGGCGUAUAUUGAUGGGAUGGAAUCAAAAUUGCAGGCCUGCCAGCAAUAUAUUCACACCCUUGAGGCAUCACUUCAGGAAGAAAUGUCCCGACAUGCUCCUCUGUAUGGGGCGGGUUUGGAAGCUCUAUCAAUGAAGGAGUUGGAAACACUUUCACGCAUCCAUGAAGAAGGCCUCAGGCAGAUCCAUACCCUUCAGCAGCAGCGUAAAGGCAGUCCAUCCGGCAGUCCUCUUGUGAGCCCUCACGCUCUCCAACACAAUCAUGGCUUAUAUCCUUCAACGCCACCCCAGAUGACCGUUGGAAUGCCUCCUUCGCUCAUCCCAAAUGGUGUCGGAAUCCACAGCAAUGGGCAUGUGAAUGGUAAUGUUGGACCAUGGUUCAACCAUUCGUAGAUGCCUGGGUCCUAGACUCGUAGCUCUCUUUUGUGCCAAUGUCAGCAUUGGUUGGCCCAGCGGAAUCGGGUGAAACUGCUAUUUUUGGAGUCGGUUUUAUGACAUUUAGGCUGUUUGAACUGUUGGAACCGAGUUGAAAAGAGAAAGAAAAAGGAAAAAAAAAGGAAUAAGAUGAUAAAAGCUAGGUUUAGCGUUUAAGUAAAAGUGAGGAAGAGAAUCCAAUACAGUUGCAAAUGCCAAUACUCCCUCAUUUGCCCCCAUUUUGCUCCCCUUGAAGUCAAUUACAGGCUUUUGCUCCCCUUAAAUUUUUUGAUAUUCCGAUGUUCAAUCUAUUUUCCCAA